This is a messenger RNA of Paramuricea clavata, 489 nucleotides long. The record is from the annotation of a GenBank genome assembly. Lineage: Eukaryota; Metazoa; Cnidaria; Anthozoa; Malacalcyonacea; Plexauridae.
AUGGUCGGGCCCCUUAUUGAUGGCUACUUAACCGAGAUUGGGAAAGGGAUGUUCGCCAAGCUUGGAAGAUCCAGAAAUACUGGUCUGAUGCCGCCAAUAAAGCUGUUUGUGCCGUAUACUAUUUUUCGGCAUGUUUGCAAUAUUGUUGUUGGGUACGGCGGCUCGUUGUCUUUAUUAAAGAAAAAUCGAAUGCUGGUUGAGAUUACCAAUAGCGAUAAUGCUGGGAAGGUAUUUUCUCCCGUGAGAUGUAAAGGCGACAAUCUAUUAAGAAAAAGACACUUUGACAAGGUCAGGGAAAAUGGAAGGAAUAUCUACAAAUAUUCUGGAAGAGCUGCUGUUGUUGUGACCAGCACGACUCCAAUUAUUUUUGAUUAUAAUACGAAGCAGGAGAAGCUGACCAUUCUAUUUUACGUGCAAAGGUACGACAAGGACGAUUUCUCUUUGGACGCUACACUUCAAGCAUUAUUAAACAGUAAUCAAGUAGAAUAG